AUGCUUCACCUGGUGACAUGGGUUGUGUUAUUUCUACCAGCUUUUCCAGCUGCAGAGGACAUUUGCUCUCAAAGGCCGGAUGUAACUGCCUUGAAAAACUGUUGCAAACUGCCCAAUCUGGAUUUCACAGCCUACAAUGCCAAGUGCAGUCAGUAUCUGGUGAAUGGGGCUCAUAUAUCUCCUUGCAGCUUUGAGUGCAUUUUCCAAGCGGCCAAUGCCUUGAACGGCACAAGUUUGGUACUGGAAAACAUUGAAAAGAUGAUGAGAACCAUUUUGGACAUUGAUGAGUUCGUCCAAGUCUAUUUGGAUGGUUUCAAGAGCUGUGCUGAUCAGGAGAAGAUUAUGAUUAAGACCCUGAAGCGCCGACGUAUGCCCGUCACUGGAAAAUGUGCCUCCAUGGCCUUGAUGUACGGAAUCUGUGCCCAUCGGUAUUUCUACCGCUUUUGUCCCGAAAGUGUUUGGAGCAAAAGUGCCGGUUGCAAUGAGGCCAGGGAAUACAGCAUUCGUUGCGAAAGUCAGCUAACUGGUUAG
Molecule: messenger RNA, 531 nt
Organism: Drosophila takahashii
Lineage: Eukaryota; Metazoa; Arthropoda; Insecta; Diptera; Drosophilidae
Gene: Obp50d
Product: Odorant-binding protein 50d
Source: RefSeq, a predicted model, not a curated record